Messenger RNA from Coregonus clupeaformis (lake whitefish), 3460 nucleotides. RefSeq lists its product as uncharacterized. Gene Ontology annotation, cellular component: nucleus; cytoplasm. The transcript has 11 exons. Gene Ontology annotation, biological process: protein K48-linked ubiquitination; SCF-dependent proteasomal ubiquitin-dependent protein catabolic process. The coding region runs from base 1 to 2319 and encodes 772 amino acids. The record is from RefSeq and is a predicted model, not a curated record. Lineage: Eukaryota; Metazoa; Chordata; Actinopteri; Salmoniformes; Salmonidae.
AUGGAUUAUGUGAAGUAUGGCCUGGCUGAUGUCAUUGAGAACCCAGGGGUCAUCACAGACAUCAGGAUGAAGGCUGUCAACGAGGUGUUCUCCUCCAUCAAGUACCUGGUCAUAUACAACUGCCCCCACCUCCAUAACCCACAGAACUGGAUUACAGACCACUCGCGCUGGAGUCGCCUGGUGGACCUGACUCUGGUGCGUUGCCAUGCCAUCAAGCUGGAGUCGUUCAGCCAGUUCAUUGAGCUGCUUCCCAGCCUGGAGUUCAUCUCCCUGGACAAGAUGUUCAGAGAACCACCCAAGGUUAGUCCACGGCCAAGCCUGGAGUUUAUCUCCCUGGUCCUGGUCCCAGUCAGCCUGCUGAGUAGGAAGAACCCCCUGGUCCUGGUCCUAGUCAGCCUGCUGAGUAGGAAGAACCCCCUGGUCCUGGUCCCAGUCAGCCUGCUGAGGAGGAAGAACCCCCUGGUCCUGGUCCCAGUCAGCCUGCUGAGGAGGAAGAACCCCCUGGUCCUGGUCCCAGUCAGCCUGCUGAGUAGGAAGAACCCCCUGGUCCUGGUCCUAGUCAGCCUGCUGAGUAGGAAGAACCCCCUGGUCCUGGUCCCAGUCAGCCUGCUGAGGAGGAAGAACCCCCUGGUCCUGGUCCCAGUCAGCCUGCUGAGUAGGAAGAACCCCCUGGUCCUGGUCCUAGUCAGCCUGCUGAGUAGGAAGAACCCCCUGGUCCUGGUCCCAGUCAGCCUGCUGAGGAGGAAGAACCUCCUGGUCCCAGUCAGCCUGCUGAGGAGGAAGAACCCCCUGGUCCUGGUCCCAGUCAGCCUGCUGAGGAGGAAGAACCUCCUGGUCCCAGUCAGCCUGCUGAGGAGGAAUAACCUCCUGGUCCCAGUCAGCCUGCUGAGGAGGAAUAACCCCCUGGUCCUGGUCCCAGUCAGCCUGAUGAGUAGGAAGAACCCCCUGGUCCUGGUCCCAGUCAGCCUGCUGAGUAGGAAGAACCCCCUGGUCCUGGUCCCAGUCAGCCUGCUGAGUAGGAAGAACCCCCUGGUCCUGGUCCCAGUCAGCCUGCUGAGGAGGAAGAACCUCCUGGUCCCAGUCAGCCUGCUGAGGAGGAAGAACCCCCUGGUCCUGGUCCCAGUCAGCCUGCUGAGGAGGAAGAACCCCCUGGUCCCAGUCAGCCUGCUGAGGAGGAAGAACCCCCUGGUCCUGGUCCUAGUCAGCCUGCCAACCCUCGGCCUGACGGGGAACAAGAAGGUCUGGACAGGUCCCAGUGGUGUUCAGUGUGUGGUGAAGAAGCCUCCAGUGGUGAUGUCUGACUCGGAUAGUGGAGAGGGCCCUGCCAGACCCCAGGCUCCUGUCCGGCCCCAGCAGCAACACACCACCUAUCCUCCUGAACCACCACAGCCCACUGGCAAGACUGCCACUGCUAAGGAGACAGCCACACACAGUAGUGAGUAUAGCUGUUUUGGUGACCCUAUCACCGGAAAACCGCAGGGGAGGUGGGAGACGAGGGGACGGUCAGGACUCGCUGCACCUGCAGUAGGGCUCGCCCCGGCCCAGAGGGACGGACUCGAGGUGGGCCUAACCACCCAGCCUCUGGAGGGUCAGGAGGAGGGGAUAGGACCCCAGAGAGGAGGCAGGAUCUGGGGGAGAGAGCAGGAGCAGAGGGGCUGGAGGCCGGGGACCCUGUUGGGGUAUGAGGGGCAUGGUGGUGAGAAGACGUCUGGCCAGAGCUCCAGGGAGGUCAACGGCGCAGAGCUCCAGCCCAGGGGGUUAAGGGACGGCUUCCCCAGUAGACCUGUCACCCGCGCCCGCAGCAGACUGUCAUCUGUACCCCUGGUGUCUGAGUCCGAGCUGUCCAAGCCCAAGCCUCGGGUCACGGUGAAUAGGAAACGCACAGCAGACAAGUCCACAAGCCCCAGCGACACGGUCACUGAGGACGAUCAUGUACAGGUGCUGACGCUGAAAUCCAAAAACCUGGUGGGAAUCACCCUCACUAACUGUGGCAUCACUGACCUGGUGCUGAAGGACUGCCCCAAGAUGAUGUUUGUUCAUGCCACGCGCUGCAGAGUGCUGAAGCAUCUGAAGGUGGAAAGUGCUCCCAUAGUGAACCGUUUCAACUACGCCCAGUAUAAGAAGCUGGACAUGGAGCAAGUCCUGGAUCAGAUCCUCUGCAUGCCCCCUGAGAGGAACCGCAUCAUCUACAUGCGCCCCAUGCAGCAGAUUGACUCUCUGGCCCUGGACAGGAAGCUGUUCCGUGGGCCGUACCCCUACCACAUCGCCAUCAUACAUGAGUUCAGCAACCCCCCCAACGUCAGGAACAAGGAGUGGUAGAUGAAGUCCCCUACUCCAUGAUCACAGACUUCCCCUGGCUCCGUACCUUACGUACAGCUGACCACAACAGUUACGCACGCUACGACUUUGAGGAUGAUGAGAGCGAUGACUGCAAGCAUGCAGACUGUGUCCAAGCAAGAGGACCUUCCUUCAACACAUUAGGACCACACUGUGUCUUAUGUGGAAUAAUAACAAGCACAACUAAGUUUUGUUCAUGUAUGUGAAUCGCACUGUAACACAGGAGGUAGGAGAAAGAACAGGACAGGAAUGGACCCUAUGAUCUGGAGCUUAUUUUCUAGCUUUCUGGAGGUGAAAAAUACACUACUUUUCUCCCUAGUCUCUCCUACCUUUUGGAAGUUUGAGUUUCAACAGGCUGUUGGACAGGAAGUCAGGUGGUGUAUGCAAACAAACACGCAUUUUAUCUUAACAACGCAUGCAAUGCUGAAUCUGUUUAACUGUGAAAGAAUCCUGUGUUCCUGAACUGAAGUUAGUUGAGGAUACAUUUUGAAUGCCACUUUAAGAGUCUGAUGAAGAGCCAUUAAAGUGUGAUAACUCCAUUAUUGCUGUUCUACUGUUUCUCUUGUCUGGGUGACUCCCUCCACCCUCCUCUUCCAAAGCCAAGCUAGUCUGGGUGACUCCCUCCACCCUCCUCUUCCAAAGCCAAGCUAGUCUGGGUGACUCCCUCCACCCUCCUCUUCCAAAGCCAAGCUAGUCUGGGUGACUCCCUCCACCCUCCUCUUCCAAAGCCAAGCUAGCCUGGGUGACUCCCUCCACCCUCCUCUUCCAAAGCAAAGCUAGUCUGGGUGACUCCCUCCACCCUCCUCUUCCAAAGCAAAGCUAGUCUGAGUGACUUCCUCCCCCUUCCUCUUCCAAAGCAAAGCUAGUCUGGGUGACUUCCUCCCCCUUCCUCUUCCAAAGCAAAGCUAGUUUAGGUGACUACCUCCACCCUCCUCUUCCAAAGCCAAGCUAGUAAUGUUUGUGGAUUUAAUCUAAACACGCUAAUCACUGCAGAAAAAAACCUGUGUACAAAACCACAUGUACAGAUAUGCUGUAUUUAAUGGAUCUUCCAAGAUUUGUUUUAUAUGUUUAUAUAGAAAAAAACUAUUUCACAUAAUAAAAAGGGAGAACUGAAUCAAGUGGA